GGUUCAAGUCGCUUCAAAUUUCUUGAAUGAAUAUCCCGCCUCGCCCGCCUAUCCCGACUCACCUUUUUUUAGAACGUUACAGCACAUAGCAAAGUACAUUGGUGAUAUCGAUAAUAAGGUACGAUUUCCACGUGAGAAAUCUCAUGACAGAGUCUAAUGGCAAGUGCAUGAUGUCAUUAACUCGUGUGUGCUGUUAUUAGGGAGUGACAGCUUCAUGUAGGUACUAUAAUUUGAAUACAAAAUUUCGUUCACAAGCUUAUAUGGCCAAUAUCAUUGGCAUUUACACAAAACUUCCUUAGAUAUCAUGGACCAGUGCUUAUUGGAUCAUCUCAUCGUACCUAUUUAUUGAGUGGAGAGGAUGUUCAAGAAUAAUUGGGCAUAUAUCAUUAUGCUGCAUUUUUUCAUAGUUUCAUCGAUGCCAUUUGAUUAGUACGUCUACAUUGGUGAUAGAAUGGUUUCCAGUUGGCAGUUUUUUGCCCUAAUCUUUGAACUAAAAUACUAUUGCGUCUAUUAUGCAAAUGAUGCUUCAGAUUGUGACUUGAUGUACUGAGUACCGUACAUGUGACAAUAUUUAUAUAUUUGAUAUCGAGGGAGUUGGAGCUUACUUUGAUCAGUGGUGAUAAAAUAAAAUGAAGGUCAGCAGUCUCUUGGGCAUCUGUGCGGCAACAGGAUUGGGAUAACCUGCAUAGUACAGAGUUGUUCUUUAGUGCCACGUAUUUAGGGUUAUGUUUAUAUUGAGCCUAUUAUACUGCUAUACGCUGGAUCAGUCAGGACAUGACUUAUUGCAAGAAAUAGAAAAACAAAAAAUAUUCCACAAGUCAACUUCAAUAUGUCAAAAGUAAGAGCGGCAAUUGAUGAUAAAGAUCGCCAACUGAUAUCUCCGAUGAAACAUACAGAAUUACAUGCUACCAAAACGUCGAAUUCAAAAAACGUUGAACAUAAACUUAUGGCUUCAAACUCAACGGAUUUUCACAAACCGACCGAAACAGAUGUUUUAGCAGUUCGUCAAGUAGAUAGUCAGAUGACUUCCACUAGUGGGAGCUGUGGAGUCCCACGAAAUGACCUGCUACAUGAGUUAUCUCUCUCAUAUACGUCGGAUUUAUCUGUUUUACUCCAGGGUUCGCAAAUAGAAAAGGCAUCUCUCACUGCUACUGAUUUUCCACCUCUCCCAUUCAUGAAUUCCCAAAAGCUAUUGCUGAGUAAAACAGAAAGUCCCUCCACCAAUGGAGAAGAAAUGAAUUUAAAUCCAUUCAUUUUCAAAACUAUAGAGACCAAUGAUGACAGCAAUACAGCACACCAAUUAGAAGUCAAGAAUCCCACGACAACUGCUUCGCUUUUUGAUUCAUUGCUCAAUUGUCCGUGUUGCGGACGAGGAUACAAGAGAAUAACUUCUUUGAAGGAACAUAUAAAAUAUAGACACGAAAGAAAUGAAGACAACUACGCAUGUAACAUUUGUCACUAUACAUUCCCAUACAAAUCUCAACUAGAAAGACAUGUUAAUUCACACAAGGCUGGCCGAGAUAAGAUUUGUACCGUAUGUGGAAAAGCUUUCAUCAACAUCCACCGACUGCAAAGACAUAUGCUGACACAUACAACAGAGAACCGCAAGUUUAAGUGUGAAGAGUGUGGCAAAGCAUUCAAGUACAAGCAUCAUUUAACAGAACAUCACCGAAUACAUAGUGGAGAAAAACCGUACGAAUGUCCAAAUCCCACUUGUAGCAAGAGAUUUUCUCAUUCAGGAUCAUACAGCUCCCAUAUUAGCAGUAAGAAGUGUAUUGGAGGACUGAAGUCUUCAUCAAUUCCUUCUGGCAGUAAUUCACCAUCGUCAACUAAGGACUGUUACUCUAAAGAAAAAGACGAAUCAGAUUGUAAUUCCAACAGAACAAAUACAGUUAGCGAUUCCAUACUACCACAACCACAAGAUCCACGAGAAGACGGAAAGAUUAAUAUGGUUAAAAUAUCAGAGGGAAAGCAGGAGGAAGUUAUUGUAUCUGAGGAUGCUGCAGAUACUCAAGUGGAGAUCAUGCAGUGUUCUUCGCAAAGAGAAUUGGAAGAAGCCGACGUGAUGGAUACAACAGAAGGCUUGAAUAUGAUGAAAACAAAUGUGAGAGAAUGUUCUACGAAUGUGAGAGAAAAGACGAAAACGAUAGAAUUGAUCAAGAAAGAUAGUGAGAAUGAAAGAGAAACGGAAUACAACAAAUAUCAAAAUAUUUCAUCUGCAAGCACUCAAGUUCCGGUUUUAAAUUUCAAUAAAACUUCUUCCGCUUUUACUGAAAUGCGAGCUCCCUUAGCCAGAAGUGAGGAUUCUUCCGACAUUUCGACGUCGUCAACUUCAUUGACGUCACCAAGAGACAGCACUCCAGAUUCUGUAACGAGGAACUCUCCAGGAAUGAAUCGAGAAGAUUCCACCACUGCAAAUACACGAUCCCCCAGUGGGAAUGAUUUCAAUCGUGAAUAUUGCAAUCAAGAAGUUUCUGAAGCCAUUGUUCUACAUGAACACCAUCGACAUUGUUCUUCCAAAAACGGGCCAAUGAACGCUUUACAACUACCUGCUAUGAACCAAGCGGCGCUCCUCACGGCAUCUGUGAAUGGCCAGCCAGGAGCAGCCUUAGGUCUCUCGGAAAUGUUCAAGUAUCAACAAGCCGUGGCAGCAAUGAUAAAUCGCGAAUCUACGACAUUGCACUCAAGAAUACAAAAUAGCCCCAGCCAAGAAGAAUAUCGCUCGAACGAUCAAAGGUGAGUUAACUUUUUAUAUUCAUUAUUA
Molecule: messenger RNA, 2764 nt
Organism: Styela clava
Lineage: Eukaryota; Metazoa; Chordata; Ascidiacea; Stolidobranchia; Styelidae
Source: RefSeq, a predicted model, not a curated record